GACAGAGAGGCGCCACACACUCAUCCAAUGACUCGUGGCCGUUCGUAGUAUUUCCUUUUAUUUAGGUGAGUUGCAGAUCAGCCAAAUCGUGGAAGUGUGUUGAAAACAUUGGCAAAGUUUCUCUUUCCUUCGCCUGGCUUACUGUAAUCGCUUAGUGUGAUCCCACAACAUGGCUUCUUUAAGGGAUCGAGCAUUUUGACAUUUAAAAACACGACAAAGUCCGAUGCAGCUAUUCGCCGUGUUUCAAGCUGUUGGCUGUCAACUUGUGCUGUAGCUGCAACAGCUUUCAUCGACUCUUUUUCUUCGUUUGGGCUGGAAACAACUAUUGCGGGAUAGUGAAAAUAAUAAGAAGGCGUGGGCGUUUGAACCAUGACCACUGAAGUUGCGAGCGACUUGGACGUGACAAUCGGUUGUUUGGGCGAAGGGAACCAAAACAAGUCGGACGCGGAUCGACCCGAGCAAGCUGACCGAACCACGAGCCACGAGGAGGGGCAGCAGGAUCCUCCUCAGGGCGACACUAAACAUCCAAAACAGGGGGUCAUGGAGAGCAAAGCGGAUGGCUUGAGCACGGACAGCACGAACGACAAGGAGAACGAGCAGAAUGCAUCAAGCCACGAAGCAGAAACUGCCAAGAAGAAAGUGGUCGAGGCUCCUCCGCCGAAAGUCAACCCCUGGACGAAAAGGAACUCGUGCCCUCCUAAUAAUACCAACAACAGCUCGCAACAAACAGAACCCCAGAGUCCUGCCAAAGUUGUCCGUGCCAGCAAACCCAGAUCAAGGAAGACCAGUAAGUCAAGCGACUUCAGUGACAUCACAAACUGGCCCACCCCAGGAGAGCUGGCCAAUAAGGAGCAGCAGCAGAAUGUGAUCAACACACAGGGGAGGAAAGGGACGUCCGGACGGAGGGAGAGGAAGAAGGAUCAUGGGGGAGAGAAGAGGGAUAAGGAGAGUGGAAGUGAUGGGAGUGACAGUAAGGAGAACAGGGAGGCGCAGUCCAAUUCAAUCACGGGACUUUCGAACGAGCAGGAGGCAGAAGAUGGAGAGGAAACACACAGCAGCGCCCCCCGCAGGAGAGGAGGCUGGAGAAGAGAGAGAGAUUUCUUUGAUGACACAGCGAGUGUUCGCAGUGAGGGCAGUAAUGUCCGCGGAGGCCUCAGGGGCAGGGGCAAAGGUCGUGGACGGGGCAGAGGUCGUGGACGAGGUCGGGGUGAUUACUCCCUCAGUUACCGGGACUCUUACCUAGAUGGGAAUUCAGUUCCAGCAGAGUUCGGUACUAACAUGGUCUAUUACUACAAUGACGGUAAUCGCGUGCAGAUGUAUACCAUUGAGGAGAAUUUGCUCAAAGAAUACAUCAAACGCCAAAUUGAAUACUACUUCAGUCUCCCAAACCUGGAGCGUGACUUUUUCCUGCGGAGAAGGAUGGACUCGAAAGGCUUUUUGCCCAUUUCUCUGAUCGCCAGUUUCCACAGAGUCCAGGCCCUCACCACUGACAUCAACCUUAUUAAAGAGGCGCUGAAGAACAGUGAGGUUGUGGAGCUGGUGGAUGAGCAGAUUCGUAGGAAAGAGGAGCCGGAGCAGUGGCCCAUCCCGGCACUCGCUCUCGACUCCCCGCGCACCGAUUUCUCCCAGCUCAUCAACUGCCCAGAGUUCGUCCCGGGACAGACGUUUACCUCCCUCAGCACAGUGUCGUCCUCUCCAGUUAAUCAGCACAUGGAUGAACCCUCUCUAGUGAAUGGCCAAACCAGCGAUGAGACAGAUACAGCCAAACCUCAGUCCAAAGAAUCGUCCCCUUCAGACUCAAAGAGCAGCUCUGGUGAGGAUGGGAGUAAUCUUAAAGAGCGCUCCAGCAGUCUCUCUGAUCCAGAUGCACAGCCGUGGAUACAGGUGGAGAAACGACACAGAAACACAUCUGGGAAAAAUAAGACUUCAGUAACUCCUCUCCCUCCUAGCCCUCCUUCCUCUCCUCCUCCUCCUCCACCUCCUUCUCCUCCUCCUCCUAUUCCCCGUCUUGAGUUCUUCCCAUCUGCAGAGCGCACAGAAUUGGUUCAGUCCACCCCAAAGCCUCAGCCUGAAGCCGACCAGGAGGAGCUGGACUUCCUGUUUGAUGAGGAAAUGGAGCAGCUUGCUGCACCUCGCAAGAACACUUUCACUGAUUGGUCAGAUGACGAUUCUGAUGACGAACUUGACGACAGAGAUGUGAACAAGAUCCUGAUUGUUACUCAGACGCCUCCUCACCUCCGCAAACACCCUGGUGGUGAUCGGACGGGCAACCAUGUGUCGCGUGCCAAAAUUACAGCCGACCUCGCCAAAGCCAUUAAUGAUGGACUGUUCUACUAUGAGCAGGAUCUCUGGACGAAAGAAGAAGGGCCGCCAGAGUGUGCCAAUGCCAAGGAAAUGGAAAACUUUAAAAAGCUCAACAUGAUCAGCCAAGAUGAGUUUGAAACUCUGACCCCUAAACUUCCCAUUGACCCAAACCAAGAGGUCCCGCCUCCUCCACCAUGUCAAACAGAUGAUUCUAGCAUGGCUCAUUCUCUCCCUGCGGAUGUCCCAGAAUCAUCCAGUGUGCCUAGAACCCCACGUACACCUCGUACACCUGGAAGACAAGAUCCCACCAAAACCCCACGGUUCUACCCUGUCAUUAAAGAAGACAGCGGCAACCUUGAUGGAAAGACCCCCAGAAAGAGAAAAACCCGGCACAGUUCUAACCCUCCUCUGGAGUGCCAUGUCGGCUGGGUGAUGGACUCACGGGAGCACAGGCCUCGCACUUCCUCCAUCAGCAGUUCAAAUGCGUCUCCGUCUGAGGGAGCCCCGGCGCUGUCCGGCAGUUACGGCUGCACCCCGCAGUCCCUCCCCAAGUUCUGGCAUCCUUCCCAUGAGCUUUUGAGAGAAAACGGCUUCACCCAGCAAGUUUACCACAAAUACCGCAGGCGAUGCCUCAAUGAGAGGAAGCGGUUAGGUGUGGGUCAGUCUCAGGAGAUGAACACCCUCUUCAGAUUCUGGUCCUUCUUCCUCAGAGACAACUUCAACAGGAAGAUGUACGAGGAGUUCAGGCAGUUUGCUGUUGAGGAUUCCAAGGAGAACUAUAGGUAUGGACUGGAGUGUUUGUUCCGAUUUUACAGUUAUGGACUCGAGAGGAGAUUCAGACCGGACAUCUUCAAGGACUUCCAGGAGGAGACCGUUCAAGAUUAUGAGAAAGGUCAACUAUAUGGACUGGAGAAAUUCUGGGCUUUCCUGAAAUACUCAAAGGUGAAGAAUCAGGACAUUGAUCCCAAACUCAAGGAGUACCUCAGCAAAUUUAAGAGCAUUGAUGAUUUCAGAGUAGAACCACCAAUGGCAGAGGAAGGGAUGAGGAGGAAAGCACACUCCUCCGCUGGAGAUGAGGUGAAACGUAGACGACACAACUCGACUUCAUCAUCGAAACAGACCCAAAUCACCAAGACCUCCUCAGACAAUCAGACGACCGCAAAAACAGCCCAUGAUCAGGCUGGUGCCUCAGCGGCAACCAAAUCCACCAAUCAGCCAGCUGCCAAGGCAGCCUCAGCCAAUCAGAAACCAGCACCUCUGACCGCCAAGAGCAGCUCAGCCAAUGAGCAGCCUGCAAAAGCCCCACCCAAAGAGAAUGUGAAGAAGAAUACCUCAUCAGAUGCUCGCAAAGCGGAGGCAGCAACGAGCAAAAACAAAGAAGCCCAACAGCCAAAGAAAUGAAGCCCUUACCACACUAUAUACAGUAUUUGAAUGCGAUACUCUCGAGCUGUGAAAGAUUUUUGAAUGCUGGUGCAGGCUUACCUUUUACACCCAAAACCUCGGAAGUGAGCCAGUCAAAACCGUUAAAGCAAAGACCAACUGUCAGUCCGUUGCAUUCACAAAGCAAAGAGUAAACCAGAAGUGUCUUUGUGUUGUACAAAACGCUAGGUUGACUUCCAUAAUCGUCUUCUUUUCUUUCGUCUCUUCUGCAUUUAGUAGUUAGCAUUCAGAAUCAAGUACGCAUGGCCAGCUCGUUUUGCUGUAAAGUUUACAGAAGAUGCAUUCCUCCAUCGAAUGCAGUUUUAUUUCCUUUUAAUAUUCGUUUUACUUUUUUCAAAAGCCUUACAUUUCAAAAACAAAAAAAAUAUAUCUAUAUUUUACAUCUCUUUCAUCAGCAUAAUGAAUCAUUUCUUGGUUUUUAAGUGUUUUUAAUUUGUGUCUGUCCUGCACAACAUACAUAUUUAGUAUGUUUAUUUUAAGCAGCUCAUUAAAUAAACAAACAAACAAAAAAAUUAACUUGAACUUGAGGUUGCACCAGAUAACACACUAUAUAGCUUAUUGCAUUUUUGUUGUUGUUGUUGCUCUUUUAGCUUGUGUAGGAAAUAGGACAGGGGUGAAAUACUAAGUUCUUUAUGCUUUUAUGAUUAGCUGAGUGUCUGAGCUGAAUAUCAGAGAAGUACGUAGAUAUCAGGCCGAAGUCGAGGGAUUGUAAAAAGUGUUAUCAUCAUCAUUAUCUUCAUCAUCAUGAUGUUCCUGCUUUUAAACCAAUGUUGUGCCGUUCACGUUGCGGAAGUGGUGCUUACAAAGAUCUCCUGUUUAGGUGAUGAAGAGACAACAUCUUCAACCUUCUUAUUUUUAUUAUAUUAAUUUUGACUUAAAUUAGAAAACAUCUGUGUACUUGAAGUUUCUGAGAAAUGUUAUCUUUUUCGAGAGGAAUUAUUCUUCCUUUUAAAUUUUGAAUCCUAUUGGAGUUGAGCUUGAGAUAAUUUAUUGUUUUACUCUCUUUUGACAGCUUAAUUGAUUAUAAUCUUUUUUCUAUUGAUUUUACUGAGAGAGAGAAAGUGCAGAUGACUGCAAACGUGGAGGCCCAUCCAAUACUUUUAUUUCAUUCUAUUUUUCUUUUGCAGGUUGGCUGAUGAUAUUAAAUCAGUGUUUUUGCUCACUUGUGAUCAUAAAUCAGACACUGAAAUGAUGUCCCGAUUGUAUCAUAUUUACUUUUGAAAAAACUGUACAUAAAAAUAUUAGAUGCAGCUCUCUAAUUUUAAUCAAUUCAUUUUUAUUGAUUUUCAUUUUAUUGUGAUAUUUUUGUUUUGUGUGCGCUUGUGUGUUGGUAUGCAUGUCGGUUUAAUUUUUCUUUCAUCAUAAAUUGUAAAAUGUAAAAAAAUCAUAAAAUAUAUUAAAAUCUGUUUAUAAAAACCCAAAA
Danio rerio (zebrafish) is the source of this 5167-nucleotide messenger RNA. The record is from RefSeq and is a predicted model, not a curated record. Lineage: Eukaryota; Metazoa; Chordata; Actinopteri; Cypriniformes; Danionidae.